Corythoichthys intestinalis (scribbled pipefish) is the source of this 5677-nucleotide messenger RNA. It is a transcript of the gene gpr158a, whose product is annotated as G protein-coupled receptor 158a. The record is from RefSeq and is a predicted model, not a curated record. Bases 355 to 4131 code for a protein of 1258 amino acids. Gene Ontology annotation, biological process: G protein-coupled receptor signaling pathway. Lineage: Eukaryota; Metazoa; Chordata; Actinopteri; Syngnathiformes; Syngnathidae. Gene Ontology annotation, molecular function: G protein-coupled receptor activity. The transcript is spliced from 11 exons. Gene Ontology annotation, cellular component: membrane.
GAUUGACACCUGCGUCGACCAUCCACGCUGGAAGUCAGCGGUUCUCCCGGCCCACGAACCCCAAUGAGAGCGCUCGGAAGCCGGGCUUAAGGAGCGUCCUGCUCCCGCUGCGUGCAGCGCCGCAAACAGACAUCUUCCAUCCUCCGCAGAGACGAAGAGAACGAGGGGUUUCCUUGAGUGUUUUUUUUUUUUUAAUUUGGGGGGGAAAAAUAGACGAAGGAAGCUUUGGAGAUCCCACAAGUGGCUGAGCGAUGGUUUAGCGACGCGGCCGCUCGGAAUCUUCGCACGACCUGCCCGCAAAAAAAAAAAAAAAAAAUCCACAACCGCAGGCGCGACCUGGAGGGAGGGAGAUAGAUGGAGGCUGUCCUCCGGCUGGCGUUGCUGCUGCACGUCGCCUCGGCCGUCGGAAGCGGCCAACGGGAAACCGAGUCUGACGCCGCCUCCGCCGCGGCGGCGUCCGACUUCCUGCGCACGGGCGACUCCGUAGCCCUGGAGCAGGCCAACUGCUCGCGCAGGUUUGAGCUCCCGCUGCAGCGGGGAAGGUCACCCGAGAGCCGGCAUCGCGAGGCGCUCGACUCGGUGCUGCACGCCGCCAACUUGCUCAGCUUGGUGCUGCAAGCCAACAGGUCCAGGGAAGGAGGUGCGCGAGAUGUGGAGUGGUACCACGCGCUGGUGAGGAGUCUCCUUCUGGGGGAGCGGAAAAUCCACCGGGCCGUGGUCAGCUUCUCCUCAAACGGGCCGGGAGUGCACCUUCAGGCCACUAGAACCGGAGAGGAGAUUGUGCUCCAGGACCUGCGCGACCGGACCUGGGAUCACGGCGAGCGGCACCACGGCGUGAAGCACAAGAAGUUCGGCUUCCGCAACAAGGCGCCGAACCGGGAUCCGGACGACGACCCGAGAAGAUGGGAAAGUUUCAUCCCGGACGGGACGCACGUCAAGUGGUCGGCGCCCUACCUGGAGUGCCGCGACGGGAACUACGUGCCCAGGUGGUCGGUCACGCUGUCGGCGGCUUUCUACGGGCUCGGGCCAAAUUUGGUGCCGGAAUUCAGGGGCGUGGUGCGAGUGGACAUUGAUCUCCAGGAUGUUGAUAUCGACCAGUGCUCCACUGAUGGCUGGUUCGCAGGAACCCAUCGCUGCAACCUGACCACUACGGAGUGUAUGCCAAGCCACGGCCACGGCUUUGUCCUGGAUAAGUACAAAUGUCACUGCAAGAAAGGCUUCUACCAUCCCGACCGUUCAGCCGCCGCUGGAUAUCCUCCGCCAGGGUCGGUGAUUGAAUGCCUGCCGUGCCGACCGGGCUGCUCCUCCUGCAAAGACGACGCGCCGUGCAUCGCCCGGCAAGACGGCCCUCUACGCACCGCCGUCGUCGCCUUCCAAUGCGUCUGUAUGCUGGCGGUCUUCGUUAGCAUGGUGCUGGUCUACCACUUCAGGAGGAACAAGACUAUCCGCGCGUCGGGUCUCGUAUUGCUGGAGGCCAUCUUGUGUGGGGCGCUGCUUCUAUAUUUCCCGGUGGGGAUCCUUUACUUCCAGCCCGGCGUGUUCCGCUGCAUCCUGUUGCGUUGGGUCCGACUGCUGGGGUUCGCCACUGUCUACGGGACGCUCACGCUAAAGUUGUACAGGGUGCUGAAGGUGUUCCUGUCGCGCACGGCUCAGAGGAUUCCCUACAUGACCAGCUGGCGGGUGCUGAGGUUGCUGGCGGUCAUCCUGCUGGUGGCUUGCUGGUUCCUGGCGGCCUGGACGGCGGCCGUUUGCCAGACGGCCGACAGGAAGCUGGCGCUGAUCCGCGUGGGCCGCACGCCCGACGGCCUUCAGUUCAGCAUGUGCCUGCUCGACCCCUGGGACUACAUGAUGGCCCUCGCCGAGUUCCUGUUCCUGUUGUGGGCGGUGUACUUGUGCUACGCCGUGAGGACGGUGCCGUCCGCCUUCCACGAGCCUCGCUACAUGGCCAUCGCCGUCCACAAUGAGCUGGUCCUGUCGGCCAUCUUCUACGUCAUCAGGUUCACGCUGGCGCCUGAGCUACAUCCCGACUGGAUGCUUCUGCUCUUCUUCACGCACACGCACCUGACGGUGACGGUCACGCUGGGCCUGCUGCUCAUUCCCAAGUUUGUGUUCGCGGGUACACAAAUGCGAGACGACUUGGCGUCGGAGGCAUACGAAGAUGAGCUGGAUAUGGGCCGCUCGGGAUCCUACCUCAACAGCAGCAUCACGUCGGCCUGGAGCGAGCACAGCCUGGACCCGGAGGACAUUCGGGAGGAGCUGAAGAAGCUGUACUCCCAGUUGGAGAUUUACAAGAGGAAGAAAAUGCUAGCCAACAAUCCGCACCUGCAGAAGAAGCGCAGCUCCAAAAAAGGCCUGGGCCGCUCCCUGAUGAGGCGCAUCACCGAGAUCCCCGAGUCGGUGCACCGCCAGUGCAGCCGCGAGGAAAAGGACGUCGGAGACCACGGCAGCAAUCGCAACAGCAUCUGCGUUCUGAAGAAGAACCCUUUCGAUCAGACGCACACGGUCAAAGCGGUCAAAGAGGAGACCCUGAAAAACAAGGUCUUUUCCUUGAAGAAGUCCCACAGUAGCUACGACCACGUAAGAGAUCCGGGCCAAGACUCCGACAAGAUGGGGGUGAGCGCCGCCGAAGGCUCCCUUCUGGAUGCCUUGAUGGGAAAGAAGCUAGUAAAAAAGAAGUCCCGGGAGAACCUGGACGCCCCCUGCGAGUCCACCGAGUCGGUCCCUCUGGUCUGUAAGUCCGCCAGCGCCCACAACCUGACCGCCGACAAGAAACCGCUCCACCCUCGCGCCAACGUGCUGCAGAAGUCCCUCAGCGUCAUCGCCACCGCUAAGGAGAAGACGCUGGGCUUGGCCGGAAAGACCUCGAGUGCGGAGGACGGCCCCAAGAGGCCUCAGCCGAGGAGCAGAGACGAGAAUGAGACCAAGAAUGCCGUCGGCAAAGUCAAAAGCGCCAAGCAAAGCGAUCCGGUUAAAGGGAAGGACUUUUACAAUCUCUCCGAGGUGUGUCCCUGGGAAGUGGAAGAUCUCCCGACGCCUUCGGAGAACAAGGUCCAAAAGCACGUGUCCAUCGCGCCUGAGGAAACGACCACAGUUCACGGGGGCAGCUCCAAGCCCAAGAAGCAAAUGCUCUCGGAUCAGACUCCUUCUGGAAUCAGACAGUCCAAGGAAGUUCAGAAGACCAACACCGCAAGGGAAGAAGUUUGUCCCUGGGAGGGAGGUGAAAACCAAAGCGGUCCGGCGUCCGGUCAGGCUACGAAACUGCAAGAACCGCGUUCCAAAGGGGAAAACGCCACGAGCAACCGGGCCGAGGUUUGCCCGUGGGACUUUGGUGAACCUGCGACAGCAGAGACUUUUCCGUUAAAGACCGCCGAAACCCAAGGGAGGAACACCGUCACGGGAAGUUCGCUUAAAGCCGACGUUUGUCCCUGGGACAUUCCAGCGUCUCCCGCCUCUGAUGGCACGCCCAGUCCGUCCCGCAGUUCCAAACCCAAGGAUUCGCCUUCCAAAAGGAAAGGAAGCCCCUGCCAGAGAACUCUCGAGAAAGACAAAUUAAAAGACGGCAAUGAGGAGAAGAGUAGAACUAAAUCAAAGGACAAGAGCAAACCUGAAAAGCAGCAGAAAGUAGCCGAGGUUUGCUCCUGGGAUGUCGGCGAUCAGCAGGAGGCUCCGGCUGUAGAGAAACGCAAAAGCGCCAACGUCGGUGCCGCCAAAGUCAAGAAGGCCGACGUUUGUGCGUGGGACUUUGCGGAAGCGUCGGAUAAAAGCCCUUCGGAAAGAUCCUCGGCCUUGAGGAGCGACCCCGAUCCCGCAAAGAAAGCCGACGUUUGUCCGUGGGACUUUGAGGAACUGUCGGAUAAACAAAGAACCUCAGCUGCGAGGAGGAGCGACCCCAAUCCCGCCAAGAAAGCUGACGUUUGUCCGUGGGACUCUGAGGGACCGUCAGAUAAAGCCGCCUCGGAAAGACCUUCCACAGCGAGGAGGAGCGACCCCAAUCCCGCCAAGAAAGCCGACGUUUGUCCGUGGGACUUUGAGGAAGCGCCUGAUAAGACCACGCGGAAGAGCAAUCCUAAACCCAGUCCCCCUAAAAAGGCCGACGUCUGCCCCUGGGACUUUGACGACAAGACGGCGUGACGCUUUCGGGGGUCAAAUCUGAUACGGGACGACUUGCAAGAAAAAUCGAUUCCGUUCCACGAGUUGCCUUCGUUUACGACAUCGUUUUCCCGUUUUGUGUAUUUCGGAGACGCCGACUUUUACAAAAGGAGACGAUGAGCAUUCCAGACGAUGGCAGGGAAAACCUGAAGACGACCAAUUAUGCAACUUCUCACUCAUCACUUGACUUUGCCGUUUUGUCUGUACAUAAACAUCACUCACGUGGGGACUUAGACGAGUAGUAUCAGGAAGGUUGAAGUAACAGAAAUGGCGGACAUUUUGGAAAGCAAUCAAGUCCGAAGCACUUUAGUCCACUCCAUGAAGCGACUGCACCUUCACACCUUCUUCUUCUUCUUCUGGUUUGCAAGAUCAAUUCACUUGGAGUUCCGAUGUACUCUAUGUGCCUAAGUGAGGAACCGACCUCGCCGUCUUGUUUUACGUCCUGCUCGGCUACAAAUGAAAAUAUUGGAAUGCCCUGUUCUCAAGCCCCUUUCGCGCACGGUAGAGUCGACGCUCAUCGUCUCAGACCGCUUUGUUAAUUGGAACCUUUCGCCUACCUUCCAAAUCGUUUUAUUUGUACUUAUUUUUACGACCGCGGUAUACGACAAGCUAGCCUCCAGUCGGAAAGAAGGUUUCACGUUACGAUCCCUGACAGUGCCUGUGACAGCAUAAAAAAAAAAAAUCUUAAAUAGCAUGAAUUAGAAUCAUAUUUUGAGACGAUUCGACUAUACAGUGCUGGCCAAAAGUAUUGGCACCCCUCCAAUUCUGUCAGAUAAUGCUCAAUUUCUCCCAGAAAAUGAUUGCAAUUGCAAAUGCUUUCAUAGUAGAAGUGUGCAUCGGCACUGCCCUCACGAUUCGAUUCGAUUACGAUUCGGAGGGCCACGAUUCGAUUUGAUUCAGAGGGUCGCGAUUGGAUUCGGUUCGAUUCGGCAAUGCAUCGCGAUGCAUUAAAGCCUGGGAUGCAUUAAAAUUCUAAAGCAAAGCAUAUUUUUUGUGACUCAUGAGGCAACACAAGCGGUCAGACAUUAAACAACUUUUUAUUGGCUCUUGUGUCACUCCUGGUUGAAGUCAAAUGAAAAUACUUUCAGAUAUACUGUAUAUAUAUUAAAAAAAACAGUAGCAGCCUUUCACACAGUGCAACAUCUGAACUCCUGUGCAAAAUCAGUAAUAACAGUCACUGUAUUUUAGUCACAACGACCCAUCAAUAAAAAUAUUCAAGUAAAUAUUGAAGAAAACGACAAAGAAAAUAUUGUAGUGCAGCAGCAUCUUUAUCGCAAUAUCAAUCCAGGGAUCAGUUGAGUUGCAAACAAAACAUCAACUAAAUUGCAAUGUAGAACAAAAGUAAAAUGUAGGCCUAGCCCGCUAUAUAUGUGCAAUAGAGGUUAGAUCGGGCCUAAAAAAUUCAGCCCGACCCGACACGGCCCACUGGUAUUGAAGCCCGACCCGGCCCGAGCCCGAUCAAUUAACUAGAUUGGCAGGCCUGGCCCGAAAAUCCCGAUUUUUUUUUUUUUUUUUUUUUUUUUUUUUU